Messenger RNA from Juglans microcarpa x Juglans regia, 2210 nucleotides. RefSeq names its product calcium-dependent protein kinase 16. The coding region runs from base 178 to 1842 and encodes 554 amino acids. The transcript has 12 exons. Gene Ontology annotation, cellular component: cytoplasm; nucleus. The record is from RefSeq and is a predicted model, not a curated record. Gene Ontology annotation, molecular function: calmodulin binding; calcium/calmodulin-dependent protein kinase activity; calcium ion binding. Lineage: Eukaryota; Viridiplantae; Streptophyta; Magnoliopsida; Fagales; Juglandaceae. Gene Ontology annotation, biological process: intracellular signal transduction; protein autophosphorylation; peptidyl-serine phosphorylation.
UUCCUCCUCCUGUCUGCUCCUACCUUUCCUAUUUUUUAUCCGUUCAUUCUCUCAUUAUCUGUCUCCCUCUGUCAAGAAAAAAAUGUCUGCUAGUAUUUAUUGAGAAAUCUUUCAUGGUUUUGAUCCGUCAAAACCUCUCAUUCUCCCAUUCUCUCUCUCUACCUCCGUUUCCCAAUCAUGGGUUCUUGCCUUUCUGCCAGCAAAGUCAUUGGCUCUAGUAGCAGCACCACCGUCAAUCACAACCGCAAUGAGGGCACCGUGCCCCAGACGAGGACUAUCGCAACGAAGAAGCAGGAGGCUUCGACCCAUCAGCGUCAGAGCAAAGCGAACGGGAAGAAUUCGCUUCAGCUGAAGCCCAAAAACAAGCCAGUCUCGAGGCGGCAAAGCGGGACGAUCCCCUGUGGGAAGCGCACAGAUUUCGGGUAUGCCAAGGAUUUCAACGAACGCUACACGAUUGGAAAGUUGUUAGGACACGGUCAGUUCGGUUACACCUACGUUGCCACGGACAAGGAGAAUGGGGAUCGAGUCGCAGUGAAGAGAAUUGAAAAGAAUAAGAUGGUUCUUCCUAUUGCUGUUGAGGAUGUGAAGCGAGAGGUCAAGAUAUUGCAAGCACUUACUGGCCAUGAGAAUGUGGUUCAGUUUUAUAAUGCGUUUGAGGAUGAUUCCUAUGUGUAUAUAGUGAUGGAGUUAUGUGAGGGUGGCGAAUUGUUAGAUCGGAUAUUGGCCAAGAAGGACAGUCGUUAUACUGAGAAAGAUGCGGCGGUAGUUGUGCGGCAGAUGCUCAAAGUUGCAGCUGAAUGUCAUCUACAUGGGCUGGUACACCGAGACAUGAAACCAGAGAAUUUUCUAUUUAAGUCAACUGGAGAGGAUUCAUCUCUGAAAGCCACAGAUUUUGGUUUGUCAGAUUUCAUUCAACCAGGAAAGAAGUUCCAAGAUAUUGUUGGUAGUGCUUAUUAUGUUGCUCCUGAAGUGCUAAAACGAAAGUCAGGACCUGAAUCAGAUGUCUGGAGUAUUGGUGUUAUUACCUACAUUUUGCUCUGUGGGAGGCGCCCCUUCUGGGAUAAGACUGAAGAUGGUAUAUUUAAGGAGGUGUUACGAAAGAAGCCUGACUUUCGCCGCAAACCAUGGCUGAGCAUAAGCAAUAGUGCUAAAGAUUUUGUAAAAAAGCUACUGGUGAAGGAUCCUAGGGCAAGAUUAACUGCUGCUCAGGCUCUAUCACACCCGUGGGUUAGAGAGGGAGGAGAUGCAUCGGAGAUCCCUGUGGAUAUAUCUGUUCUAAGUAACAUGCGACAAUUUGUAAAAUACAAUCGUUUGAAACAGUUCGCGCUAAGGGCACUGGCUAGUACACUUGACGAAGAGGAGCUUGCUGAUCUUAAAGAUCAAUUUGCUGCAAUUGAUGUGGAUAAAAAUGGUUCUAUUAGUCUAGAAGAAAUGAGACAGGCCCUUGCUAAAGAUCUCCCUUGGAAGCUGAAAGACUCACGUGUCUUAGAGAUUUUGCAAGCGAUUGACAGCAACACGGAUGGCCUUGUUGAUUUCACUGAGUUUGUAGCAGCCACACUACAUGUGGAUCAAAUGGAAGAGCAUGACUCUGAGAAGUGGCAGGAGCGGUCUCGAGCUGCUUUUGAGAAAUUCGACAUAGAUAAAGAUGGCUUUAUUACUCCGGAGGAACUGAGACUGCACACGGGUUUAAGAGGUUCCAUUGACCCACUUCUUGAGGAGACUGAUAUUGACAAAGAUGGGAAAAUAAGUCUGUUAGAAUUCCGUAGACUUCUAAAAACUGCAAGCAUUAGAUCGCGAAGUGUGGCUAGCCCUACUGCUCGUCAGAGUUCCCAGAAGAAAUAGAUCCAAACUGGAGUUUUGAACAUCAAGAGAAAUGAUAAGAGGCCAAGAUAGGCGGAGUUCCUUUCCUCUUAUUUCAUCUACUUUAAUCCUAGAGAUGUCCUCCUCGAUUACUUCUAUAACCACUCCUGUGGGUCCUUGAAGUCAAGUGAUUAUAGGAAUCUGGAUAGGAUUGUGAAUACCUUACAGCCCAGAUCUUCGAUUUAGAGUUGGUGUGGAUCUGAAUGGAAGAUGACUCCAGGUAUGAUGGUCAUGCUUGUGUACAUCCCUGCAGAUUGUAAUGUGACUAUAAAUGAACUCUUGAUGGAAAUUCGGGAUUUCAAUUCAUUUAUGUUUAUAAUAUGUUCUUAGAAGUAAUUUCUACCAAUUUA